Messenger RNA from Aspergillus homomorphus CBS 101889, 1188 nucleotides. RefSeq names its product 6-phosphogluconate dehydrogenase C-terminal domain-like protein. The transcript is spliced from 3 exons. The record is from RefSeq and is a predicted model, not a curated record. The coding region runs from base 163 to 1161 and encodes 332 amino acids. Gene Ontology annotation, molecular function: oxidoreductase activity. NCBI's taxonomy places the organism in Eukaryota, Fungi, Ascomycota, Eurotiomycetes, Eurotiales, Aspergillaceae.
UUUUUAAUCCUAUAAUCCUCCCUUCUUAUCACAUUCACUGCUAGUCCAGCAAUUGCCCCGCCAUCUCCGCCUAGCAUCUCACCUGAUUUACUCCAAUCUCACCCUCAAUAUCAUCACUAUCACCACCACCACCAACACCACCACCACUAUCAUCACAAAACCAUGGACUCCGAAGCCAUCGGCAUCCUCUCCAUCGGCGAGAUGGGCUUCGGCAUCGCCCAGCUCCUCCGCGCCCACCAAUACCGCGUGCUAACCUACGCCUCAGACCGAAGCGAAUCGACGCAACGCCGCGCCUGGACCGCAGGCAUCGAACUGCGGCACUCGCUCCAAGACCUAAUCGACAACAGCGACGUGCUGCUCUCGAUCGUGCCGCCAGUCGAGGCCCUCCCGACAGCCGAGCGCAUCAUCGCCGCCGCAACAGCGCGCCACUUCGUGCGCGACGCACCGCUGCACAUCGUGGACCUGAACGCCGUAUCACCGACGACCGCACACGAGCUGGCGCGCCUGUACACCAACGCGGGCCCGCACCUCCGCAUCCUCUCGGGGGGCAUCAUUGGGGCGCCGCCGCGGCUCCUCUCCUUGCCUGAUCAGGAGCAGGAGCAGAACCAGCAACAACAAGAAAACCAACAAGAAGACCAGGAAGGAAAGAAAGGGAACGAAAGAUGGCACCGCCCAGCACUGGUCGUCUCCGGCCCCGAACCCCUACCCGACGCCCAACUAGCCACCGUGCUCAACCUCCGCCACGUGUCCCAGGAAAUCGGCAGGGCCGCCGCCCUGAAGAUGUGCUUCGCCGCGCUAACCAAGGGCUUCACGGCGCUGGCCAUCGAAUCCUACACCACGGCCGACGGAUUCGGCGUCCUCCCGGACCUGCGCGCCCUGCUGCACGAGUAUAACCCUGCGGCGCUGGGGAUGGCGGAGCGCGGGGUCGUGGGCAUGCCGUCUAGGGCGUAUCGGUGGGUGCAUGAGAUGCGCGAGAUCGGGCGCACGAUGGCUGAGGGGGGGUUUAAUGCUGACGUGUUCAAUGGCAUCGCUGAUGUUUAUCAGGCUGUGGCGGAGGAUCCGGUUCUCGGACGCGAGAAGCCUGACGAGAGGUUGCGGGGACAGACGGUCGAGGAUGUCGUGGAGUGUUUGCAGCAGAGUUUGAAGGUCAAGACUGAGUGAUUGGACGACACCUCCAUCGUGGCUUGG